GGAAGAGUCUCCCACCAGCCAGAUCAUCACCCAAGACUGAAACCUGAAUUUUUCUCCAUCUCUUCAUUUCCAGCAGGAAUCAUCAAAAGAGCAUCGCCAUGAAGGGCGAGACCCCUGUCAACAGCACCAUGAGCAUCGGGCAGGCCCGAAAGAUGGUGGAGCAGUUGAAGAUCGAGGCCAGUAUGUGCAGGAUAAAGGUAUCCAAGGCAGCGGCCGACCUGAUGACUUACUGCGAUGCUCAUGCCUGUGAGGACCCCCUCAUCACUCCCGUGCCCACCUCGGAAAACCCCUUCCGGGAGAAGAAAUUCUUCUGUGCCCUGCUCUGAGCUACACCUGCCCCUAUCGGCACCUGGUGCCCAGUGGGCAUCUGGGCCGCUCCCCUUUCCCCCUCUCCCUGGACAUCCUCAGCACCAAAUCAGGGUGGGAUUAGGGUUGUGGAAACACGUGGCAUCUUGGAAACCGUGAAUGCCUCUUGGCAGGGGGUGGAGGGCUGGCACUCGUCUCCUCUUGCAGCCGCCCCGUCGGUGGCAAAUGUUUCGCCACGCACUCUGAUCGAGCACAAUGAUCCUGUAAUGAUUCUGUAAGUGACAGCACCCUGCCCUCCUAAGAAAGGA
Messenger RNA from Eublepharis macularius, 614 nucleotides. It is a transcript of the gene GNG3, whose product is annotated as G protein subunit gamma 3. Gene Ontology annotation, biological process: G protein-coupled receptor signaling pathway. NCBI's taxonomy places the organism in Eukaryota, Metazoa, Chordata, Lepidosauria, Squamata, Eublepharidae. Gene Ontology annotation, cellular component: heterotrimeric G-protein complex. Gene Ontology annotation, molecular function: G-protein beta-subunit binding. The record is from RefSeq and is a predicted model, not a curated record. The transcript is spliced from 3 exons. Bases 99 to 326 code for a protein of 75 amino acids.